This is a messenger RNA of Carcharodon carcharias (great white shark), 3691 nucleotides long. RefSeq names its product BTB (POZ) domain containing 11b (gene abtb3b). The record is from RefSeq and is a predicted model, not a curated record. Gene Ontology annotation, molecular function: protein heterodimerization activity. NCBI's taxonomy places the organism in Eukaryota, Metazoa, Chordata, Chondrichthyes, Lamniformes, Lamnidae. The transcript is spliced from 17 exons. Bases 77 to 3076 code for a protein of 999 amino acids.
GUGUGUGUGUGUGUGUGGCGAGCGGACGGUAUAACUGGCGUCCGGCCGCUCCUACGCUGGAAUAUGUGGCGGAGCCAUGGGCGGGCGGGUUAAACCCUGGGGCUGGACGCUGGAGGACGUGAGCCGCGACUCUGGUUACGGGGGCGCCGCCGACUCGGUCCGCUCCUCCAGCCUGUCUCUGUGCUGCUCCCCGGCCGCCCAUGGAGCGGAGCCGCGGGCCGGGAGAGCCAGCAGCAGCAGCAGCAGCAGCAGCUGCGGCUCGGUGAGCGGGGCUCUGGCCGAGGAGGCGGACAUGCUGGAGUGCCGGCUGCCCGAGCCCGAAGAGCUGCCCUGGACUCUGCAGCAGCUGCAGGCGGUGCUGGGCGCGGUGCAGCCUCCGGCGGCCGAAUGUCGGCGGGAGGUGCUGCGCCGCCUCUCCUGGCUGAUCAGCCGGCCGCUGCUGCGGGUGUCCCGCGAGGCGCAGCGGCUGAGCCUGCGGUACGGCCGGUGCGGGCGGGCGGAGGUGCAGAGCGCCCUGCGGAUGGUGCUGUCCUGGCCGCUGGCCCGGGGCUGCGUCUCGGCCGGGCUGGCCGCCCUCUCCCUCCGCAACAUGAGCAGCGGCCGCGGCUUCGGCCAGGGCAAGUCGGCCAGGUGCGGCCUCACCCUGCCGGUCGGCAGCUUCUUCAGGUGGAUGGUGGAGAGCGGGGUGGCCCCGAGGAUCCACCCGCACGCUGCCAUCUACCUGGCGGCCGGCGUGGAGAGCUUGCUGAAGGAGCUGCUGCUGCGGAUCCUCCAGAACGGGAACGGGACCCCCAAAAUCACGGUGGAAACCAUCGAGCAGACCGUCAGCAACGACUCCGAGUUCUGGGGCAUCACCCAGCCCUACCUGCAUCUGCUGUGCGGUAAGAAUGCUCACGGAAUCCUGAGCCUGCCCGAGAGCCUGAACUUAAACAGCGAGAUGAACAAGUCUGAAGGAACUCCGAUGUACAGUCAGUCCGAGCUCCGAGCUAUUGAGCAGUCUUUACUGGUUACUCGUGUAGGAAGCAUCGCUGAACUCAGUGACCUGGUUUCUCGGGCGAUGCACCACCUGCAGCCGUUGAAGUGGAUACAAUGCGGGAAUGGUACUCCCGUCCAUUAUAGACAGGGAUCACUGCACUGGGAGUCUGAGGCUCUCUACACGCUCUGCUACUUCAUGCAUUGUCCCCAGAUGGAAUGGGAGAAUCCAAACGUGGAGCCGUCUAAAGUCAGCCUCACCACAGAGAGGCCAUUCCUGGUACAGCCACCGUUGAUGGAGUGGAUCCGAGUGGCUGCAGCCCACGCUGAGCACCGCAGGAGCUUCUCCAUUGACAGUGAUGAUGUUCGGCAAGCUGCCCGGCUCCUGCUUCCUGGAGUCGAUUGUGAACCUCGCCAGUUAAAAGCUGACGACUGCUUCUGUGCCUCCCUGAAACUGGAUGCAGCAGCAACUGAGGCCAAGUUUCGUCAAGGACUGGGAUUCCGCAUGUUGAACUGUGGCAGGACGGACCUGGUCAAUCAGGCCAUUAAUUUACUGGGACCUGACGGUAUCAACACGAGAAGUGAGCAGGGUCUGAGUCCACUGAUGUAUGCCUGUGCACGAGGAGAUGAGGCCAUGGUCCAGAUGUUGCUUGAUGCAGGAGCAGAUGUGAACUGUGAGGUUCCCAGCCCAUCGCACAAAUACCCUUCCAUCCCUGUGGAGACACGGCACUGGACUGCCCUCACGCUGGCUGUGCUACACGGACACAUGGCUGCUGUUCAGUUGCUGCUCGAUGCCGGAGCCAAUGUCGAAGGGUCUGUUGGACAAGGGGGUGAGAAUUACUCCGAGACCCCCUUACAGCUGGCAGCUGCAGCCGGUAAUUUUGAAAUAGUGAGUUUACUCCUGGAGCGAGGAGCGGAGCCGAUGAUCGGGACAAUGUGCAGGAACGGUUUCUCCAUCACUCCACACGGUGACAUGAGCGCGUACAGCCAGGCUGCUGCACAUGGGCACAGGAACGUGUUCCGGAAACUGUUGACACAUUCGGAGAAGGAAACCAGGAAUGUCCUGUCCCUGGAGGAGAUUUUGGCUGAGGGGACUGAUCCCACGGGGAUGACCUCCAGUCCCGCAAGCUCCAACCGUAACAACAAGGCCCGGCUGAAUGUCCUGAGGGAGGCCAUUUAUCACAGCUCAGAACAUGGAUACGUGGACAUUACCAUGGACAUCAGAGGCUUCGGCGUUCCGUGGAACCUGCACUCGUGGUUAUUGUCCCUGAACACAGCAUUCCUGCAACACCGGAGACUAGUAAUCCAGUGCCUACUGAAAGAGUUCAGCACCAUCAAGGAAGAAGAUUACAGCGAUCAGCUCCUCUUGCAGGGUCUGCCGCUCAUGUUUCAGAUCCUGAGAGCCAGCAAGAAUGAAGCCAUCAGUCAGCAGUUGGCAGGGAUUUUUGUCCAGUGCUACGGCCCUUACCCAAUCCCCAAGUUCACAGAAAUCAAACGGAAACAGAUUUCUCGGCUAGAUCCUCACUUUCUGAAUAACAAGGAGAUGUCUGAUGUUACAUUUCUAGUGGAAGGGCAACCAUUUUAUGGGCACAGAGUGUUAUUGUUCACUGCCUCACCCAGGUUUAAGAUGCUACUUUCGAGCAGGAUGUCCUCAGACAGCUCAUCCAGUAUUUUCAUUGAAAUUGGCCACAUCAAGUACAAUAUAUUUAAGAUGGUGAUGCAGUAUCUUUAUUACGGAGGGACAGAAACCCUGCAGAUUAGAAACAAUGAUAUACUGGAGUUAUUGUCGGCAGCUAAAUUUUUCCAGCUUGAGGCUCUGCAACGACACUGUGAGCUCCUGUGUGCAAAAAUCAUCAGCGUCGACAACUGUGUCGAGAUGUAUAAUCAUGCCAAGUUUGUUGGAGCUUCUCAUCUCUCUGCGUUCUGUGAAGGAUACUUCCUGAAGAAUAUGGUCUCUCUGAUGGAGAAUGAAGCUUUUAAACAGUUAUUGUACUCCUCCGGGGAGGACUCACAGGGACAGGAUGUACUGCGUGAUUUAGAGACUGCACUGACAACAAGGAUCCAGUCAAUACACCUAUCAACCUCGAAGGGAUCCAUUGUGUGAUCCAGACAUGGCUGACUUGUUUGGCUUCGGACGUUAUGGAUUAAGCUUUGAAUCUGAUGAAAAAAUAAUUCGUUUCGCUAAGAAGUGUGGGACGAGUGACAGAGUAGUGACAGGUUCCAUUCCAGCCCUCUGUGCACUUCUUUUUAACUCUGAACAAUUCCAGAUGUUUCUCAAAGUCCCAUCAAGCUUCUUUCGAUUCACGGCCGCCAAAGCAAAUAUAAUCAUCUCCGAGGAAAACCAGAUUUUUCCAACGAUGAGGAGACUGGACUUGUGUCUGGGUUGGAGCUGUGUGUGUCUCCACAAGCAGAGUCUGGGAUCUUAACCUGUUUCAUGUUUACUGUGGCCACAGAGUCCCUUUGACGGGUGGCCUAGAGGGGACAAUGGUCAGGACAUGUCCGACACACUCGCAGGUUCUGUGUGUUUGAUGGUCAGUGAGGGAGGAAUGAGCAUUCAGAAAUUGAAGCAUUUCCCUGGAACCCAGAACAUGCAUCAGCCUAGCCCAGCUCAGCGCCAACUGGGGAGAUGGUGGCAAUGUGGCUGGACUAGCAAUCCAGAGGCUCAAGCUAAUGCUGUGGGGACAGGGGUUCAAAUCCCACUGUGGCAGCUAGUGGAAUU